UUCUCCGGCUGCUCUAUAUAGGCCCCUCCCGCGGGCCGGGGCUUUGCAGAAAGGGCAGCCGGUGGCAGGGGAAGCAGCUGCAGGCAGGACGCCCCCAGACCCAAAUCCCGGCCCCAGCCUCUCGCAGCGCGCCCCGCAUCUGUCGAGGCUCAGGUUGUCCCCCAGUCCAACAGAAGCCAUGUGGAUGAUCACGCUCCUCGCACUCGGCGCUCUCGCCAGCGCCGUGCCCUCCGAAAAGAAACUGAGCGAUAAGGCAACGGCCCUUGCCGACCGUAGCGCCAACUUGGCCUUCAGCCUCUACCAGGUGAUGGCAAAGGACAAGAACAUGGAGAACAUCCUCCUGUCUCCGGUGGUGGUGGCUUCUUCCCUUGGCCUCGUGUCCCUUGGUGGCAAGGCCACCACGGCCUCGCAAGCCAAGGCACUGCUCAGUGCCGACAAGCUAAACGACGACUACGUGCACAGCGGCCUGUCCGAGCUCCUGAGCGACGUGAGCAACUCCACGGCCCGCAACGUCACCUGGAAGAUCGGCAACCGCCUCUACGGCCCCAGCUCCAUCAGCUUCACCGACGACUUUCUGAAGAGCAGCAAGAAGCACUACAACUACGACCACUCCAAGAUCAACUUCCGGGACAAGCGGAGCGCCCUAAAGUCCAUCAACGAGUGGGCAGCUCAAACCACCGACGGCAAACUGCCCGAGGUCACCAAGGAUGUGGACAAGACGGAUGGAGCCUUGAUCGUCAACGCCAUGUUCUUCAAACCUCACUGGGAUGAGAGGUUCCAUCACAAGAUGGUGGACAACCGUGGCUUUAUGGUGACCCGUUCCUUCACCGUGGGCGUUCCAAUGAUGCAUCGCACAGGCUUGUACCCAUAUUUCAACGAUGAGGCGGAGAACCUCCAGAUUGUGGAAAUGCCCCUGGCCCACAAGCUGUCCAGCAUGAUCAUCAUCUUGCCAAACCACGUGGAGCCUCUGGAGCGAGUGGAGAAGAUGCUGACCAAGGAGCACCUGAAGACCUGGAUGGGCAAGCUGAAGACGAGGUCGGUGGCCAUCUCCCUGCCCAAGGUCAGCCUGGAAGUCAGCCACGACCUCCAUAAACACUUGGCUGAGCUCGGCUUAACCGAAGCCAUUGACAAGAAGAAGGCUGAUCUGUCCAAGAUUUCGGGCAAGAAGGAUCUCUACCUCGCCAAUGUCUUCCAUGCGGCAGCCCUGGAGUGGGACACAGAGGGAAACCCCUACGAGGGUGACAUCUACUCCCGGGAAGAAAUGAAGAACCCCAAGCUCUUCUACGCCGAUCACCCAUUCGUCUUCCUCAUCAAGGACAAUAAGACCAAUUCUAUCCUCUUCAUUGGCCGGCUAGUGAGACCCAAAGGGGACAAAAUGCGCGACGAGUUGUAGUUGCGAGCGUGUGGCCAGAUUGGGUGGGAGGCGGGGAGGGGGUUGUUGGGUUUUCUGUAUGAACUAACUGGUGCUAUGUAGGACCACAGAGAGUCGACUCUAGCCCCUGCCGUUACCUCGCUGGAAGCAAAGGGGGUGGACAGUCGGUCAGCGAUGCAGUCCCUUGAACAACUGCAAGGGAUUUUGACCCUGCCCGUCAUCUUAAAUACUUUACACCGUAUCUUGCUUGCACGUGGUUCCUGAGGCUGUUGUGAAUCCCUGAGGCUGAAAGCCCCACCGAAAUGGUGCAAAAUACAUGAGGAGGAGGAGGGAAGAAGGGGUUAUGAGAUUGUUACCUUGGCAAGGGACAGUUCCUUAGAAAGUGAGAAACCUUUUAAAUCUUGGUGUGAAAGGGGUAGCAGUGUAAAAAGGGGGAGAUCACACUCUUUAAAGAGAUGUAUAAAUUCAUUUGUAGGGAAAGAUCAGAUCUUCACCCCCUCUAAACUGUAUACCCAUUCAAAUCCAUGGAGAUACUUUCACUGGACACACAAGGGUAAAGGGAACGCUGUAGUUUUAUGCCACAUUGCUCUACAAAACCACUUACAUGUCAUAGAUCCAGAGGAGUUAGCCGUGUUAGUCUGUUGCUGCAAAAUAGUAAAGAGUCCAGUAGCACCUUUAAGUCUAACCAACUUUAUUGUAGCAUAAGCUUUCGAGAACCACAGCUCAGAUGCAUGUGAUGAAGAGAGCUGUGGUUCUCUAAAGCUUAUGCUACUUAAAUGUCAGAUAUCUUGCUGCCACUGUACAUCGCCCAACCAUAUGAGCGUAAGUUGGGGAGUCACACUCCUUAGUGUCUCAGCUUUUUGGAAGCGCACAUUUUUCCUCUGAGGCACCAUUUCUCCCUUAGGAGGUCUGUCCACAGACACCCAUUAACUCUAUUCUGUCAGGCUCUGUAGUUUCCAUACGGCUUGAUUAAGGCAAGACAGGCAGUACUCUCCAACCCAGACAUCUCGUUUAGGACCUCACCCUGCUUCCCAGAUUCUUGACAAAUCUGCCUGUGCUGUUAAAUUGACCUUUCUGUGAAGGCAGCAAUGCGCAGGCAUGUGAACAUCGGUGAGGAUCCGCCCUGAAACAUCUCCAUGUUACCUGCUUUCACGAUUUCCACAGCUGGUUUUCACAUACCCCUCUCCCCCACCCAGCUAGCCUUGCUAGUGGUCAUAAGUUAACUAAGAGAUCAAGUUUUCCUCCAAAGUGGCCAUUCUGAGCCUCGUCUCCCAAGGCUGCAAUAUGGGGGUAACGGUUCUAACCUACCUUGUAAGGCUGUUUAAAGAUUGCAACCAGAUGAUGCGUGCCAAGCGCUUUCCACCCUCAAAAGCACUGGAGCGAUGCUACUUUAGAAUGCAUCUUCUCCUUCGUAGCACCAUCUGUGGCAGCUUCCCUGGGCCAGGAAGUGUAAAAGAGAAAACACUGAACUUUAUAUGGGCUGAGUUUGCAAAGCGGGUAUAUUUAGAUCCCAAAGGCAUGGCCUAGAACUUUUGAGCAGGAAGACUCUCCUUACAAUCGGAGCGGCCUGUUCUUUUAUCAUUCCAAGUUAUUUCAAGUGUGGAGAGGGAAUUCUUGCCAGGGACAAAUGCCAAGGGCACUUCCUUAGACCAUCGGGUACCAGGUUGGAAUUGUGGGAUCGUCAGCUGGGGAGGGGGUAGAGUGGAUGGCUGGAGAAGCACGCCUGCCAACUUUUUAACAGCUUUGCUGGGGGUAGAGUAACUAUUAGCAUUCCUCUGUGCUUCUUCACCCCGCAUUUCGGAUAUUCGAUAGAACACACAUGGCUGCAAGCAAAAAGACCUUCCAAAUCUGUCAGCUCUUAAGUUGGAUGGAGGCACACACCCUUAAAAAUACUCAACCAGAAAAAAAUUCUGGUAAACUCCAUCCCUUUCUCCGGGUUUCUGUGGGAACAUGGGGGAAGCAGCAGGGGGGGGGGGUUGGGUCAUAGCUCAGUGGCAAAGCACAUUGUGUGCACGUUGAAGAUCCCACAGACUCGUGAAGGAGGAAAUGUUAGGAAAGACCCUUUACUACCUUGGAAAACUGGUACCACUACAGAGUAAAUGGCACCUCAGUAGAAGCACUUGUUUAAAUGUUGGUUGGCAGACUCUUAUCUGAUGUCACAAGUGUUCACUGAAAGCGCAGACCAUACACAAAGCACUGUAUGCGUGCUGUUGAAUGUCCUCUAGCUCCAAUAUCAGGAGACUUUGAGGUCUCCUGCCCGCCCAGGGUAUCACAUGAACCUUUCUUGCCGGGAGAUUAACCUAUCCGGUAGCAUCUGCAAGUCUUCGCGUUUGCAAGCAAGCCAGGGCGAAGGGACAUCUUGCAAAAAUAUUAAGACUAUGCAAAAAAUGAAAGUCUUAAAUCAGCCACCUGGGAACAUGAUGGCGUGCAUGCCAACGAGCAUAGUGGAAUAAUUUGCCAUCAUGCCAGUCCUUUUUGCUGGGUGACGGUAGGGCAAGAGCAGAGAGUAUAUGGGGAGAUGAGUGGGGUGCAGAUGUCAGAUGCCUUCUAUAUUUUGUUGUCUUUGUAUCUCAGACCUUUGUAUGAUUUUUUGCAAUAAAUGUUUUUUGGAAAACCC
Eublepharis macularius is the source of this 3989-nucleotide messenger RNA. It is a transcript of the gene SERPINH1, whose product is annotated as serpin family H member 1. Bases 179 to 1393 code for a protein of 404 amino acids. Gene Ontology annotation, cellular component: endoplasmic reticulum. Gene Ontology annotation, biological process: collagen fibril organization; negative regulation of endopeptidase activity. The transcript is spliced from 5 exons. Gene Ontology annotation, molecular function: serine-type endopeptidase inhibitor activity; collagen binding. Lineage: Eukaryota; Metazoa; Chordata; Lepidosauria; Squamata; Eublepharidae. The record is from RefSeq and is a predicted model, not a curated record.